Emiliania huxleyi CCMP1516 is the source of this 1023-nucleotide messenger RNA. RefSeq names its product mitochondrial solute carrier protein. The transcript has a single exon. NCBI's taxonomy places the organism in Eukaryota, Haptophyta, Isochrysidales, Noelaerhabdaceae. Gene Ontology annotation, biological process: transmembrane transport. The coding region runs from base 1 to 1023 and encodes 340 amino acids. The record is from RefSeq and is a predicted model, not a curated record.
AUGCAAUCCAAAGAGCCACCUGCUCGGCGCACCACCAUCGGCCGCAGAGACUCUGUGGAGGCUGCCGCGCUUGAAUCGGCCGAGGUGGGUGCGGAGGCAUUCAUCGCCAGCCCCGCUGUGCGCACGCUGAUAGCUGGUGGGGUUGCUGGCGUCGUCAGCCGGACAGCCGUGGCGCCGCUAGAGCGCGUCAAGAUCCUGCUGCAGGUGCAGGGUCUCUCUGCGCAGGGCCAGACACCACACCACACAUCGCUAGCUCGCUCGCUCCGGGAGCUCUGGCGGACAGAGGGCAUGCUGGGCCUCUACAAGGGCAACACCGUCAAUUGUGUGCGGGUCUUCCCCUCGUCCGCCAUCCAGUUUGGCGCCUAUGCCGACCUAAAGACGCGGCUCUUUGGCGAACGGGGCGCACGGGGCGAGCUCCUGCCGCAGGAGCGGCUCGUUGCGGGCGGGCUCGCGGGUGCGAUUGCGCAGCUGCUCACCUAUCCGCUCGACAUGGUGCGCGCACGCAUAUCGACCGACAUGGCGGGGCGGUACCACAACGGUAUCGUCGCCGCCAUCGUCACUGUGGCCCGCGACGAGGGGCCAGCGGCCCUGUUUCGCGGCCUGCUGCCGUCGCUGAUUGGCAUCGUGCCGUAUGUGGGCAUUGAUUUCGCCGUGUACGACACGCUGCGACCGCACAUGCCGCGCAAUGAGAGGGGAGAGCCGACCGUUGUCGGCAAGCUUUGCGCCGGCGGCUUUGCGGGGGCGUGUGGCCAGACAGUGGCGUACCCGCUCGACACGGUGCGAAGGGUGCUGCAGGUGCAAGACGUCAAGGUGAAGCACAGCGGCGUGCGGUACGGGGGCAUGCUCGAGGCUCUGGUCGGGAUCGGGCGGCGCGAUGGCAUCGUGCGGGGGCUCUACGCCGGCCUGACGGUCAACAUUGUGAAGGUAAUUCCCUCGGUCGCCAUCAGCUUUGUAUGCUUUGAGGCGGUGAAGGGCGCCCUCGACGGUGCGAGCGCGUCGCACGCGCGGGGUGAAAAGGGCUGA